AUGGAUAUUAUCCUGUUCUUGUGUGCGGCCGUAUGCAUCAUAUGCAUGUGUCUCCGGUCGCUGCGUCUCGCUUCCGGCUCUCGCUUGCCGCCAGGCCCGCGGGGCUUCCCUGUCUUCGGCAACAUGUUCCAACUGGGGUCGCAGGCUCGGUCUCACCAGGGUCUGGCCAAGCUAGCAGCCAAGUAUGGACCGCUCAUGACUCUCAGGCUCGGCUGCAUGAGGACCGUCGUCGUCUCUUCCUCCGGCGCCGCUCGCGAAAUGUUCAAAGUUAACGAUUUGUCGCUCGCCGGCCGGACCGUCUAUGAGGCCAUGAAGGUUGACGUCGCACAGAGCAACAAUGGGUCCAUAAUCACUGCCCAGUAUGGCCCCUCAUGGCGCCUUCUCCGUCGACUCUGCUCCCGCGAGUUCUUCACGAGCGGCCAGCUUAACGCCAUGAAAACCAUCAGAAACAACUGUAUGGAGGACAUGGUCAGAUUUAUAAGAGAAGAAAGUGAACAUGGCAAGAAAGAUGUCGAGGUCGCCAAGUUUGUGUUCUUCAUGAACUUCAAUCUUCUUGGUAACCUUAUGUUCUCUAGGAACCUAGUGGAUCCUAAGAGCAAAGAAGGAAACGAAUUCUACGCCCUUGCGGCUAAGAUCAUGGAGGUGGUGGCAGAGCCGAAUCUUGCCGACUUCCUACCGCUCUUGAAGCCCUUUGAUCUGCAACGUAUUAGGAAAAAAAUGCAUUACUACACCGAGAAAGCAUUUGAGAUCACGGCAGGGUUCACCAGGGCAAGAAUCCAAGCAAGCAAGAGCAAGGAGGAGCGAGAGAAGGGAAAGAAGGAUUUCCUGGACGUUCUGCUGAACUUUAAAGAUGGCAAUGGAGAUGAACUGUCCAGCUUCUCUUCUGAAAGCAUCAAUGCACUUGCCUUGGAAAUGUUCAUUGCCGGCACAGACACGACGACAAGCGUGGUGGAGUGGGCACUGGCAGAGCUCCUCCACAACCCCCAGAUAAUGAAUAAGCUGCUGGACGAGCUUUCCGGCGUCGCCGGCCCGGAUCGCGGCAUCGAAGAGGCGGAUCUAGAGAGUUUGCCGUACCUGAGAGCAGUGGUGAAGGAGACGCUGAGGCUGCACCCACCUCUGCCUCUGAUGGUUCCUCACAGAGCUAUGGAGUCAUGCACCAUGAUGGGCUAUGAAAUUCCCAAGCACACCCAAGUGCUCGUCAACACAUGGGCUAUUGGCAGAGACCCAGAGACAUGGGAAGACCCGCACUGCUUCAAGCCAGAGAGGUUCCUGGAUUCCGCCAUUGAGUACAAGGGCCAGCACUUUGAGUACCUCCCCUUUGGCUCCGGCCGGAGGAUGUGCCCCGGGAUGCCGCUGGCCCAUAGGCUUCUUCCUCUCACUGUAGCUGCUUUGCUUCUUUCAUUCGACUGGGUGUUGCCGGAGGGGGUCGAUCCUAGCACCGUCGACAUGAGGGAGAAGCUGGGGAUCACUCUAAGAAGAGCCACACCAUUGAGGGCAAUACCUUUACCUCGCCGAUCAUGA
Messenger RNA from Nymphaea colorata (pocket water lily), 1521 nucleotides. Its product is annotated as iridoid oxidase-like. Gene Ontology annotation, molecular function: iron ion binding; monooxygenase activity; oxidoreductase activity, acting on paired donors, with incorporation or reduction of molecular oxygen. The transcript has 2 exons. Bases 1 to 1521 code for a protein of 506 amino acids. Lineage: Eukaryota; Viridiplantae; Streptophyta; Magnoliopsida; Nymphaeales; Nymphaeaceae. The record is from RefSeq and is a predicted model, not a curated record.